GCAUCAAAUGACACAUCAAGUGUCACACUAAAAAUGUCAUCCCCUGAAUCUGUUUUUUCACGAAAAGAGCAGUGGCCAAAAGACUUUGCAAUUCCUCAAUUUUCCUUUGAGACUGAACUCCAGCUAGAGCAUGGAAAUGCUGAAUACCUUACAAGCGGGAAACUGCUUACUCUCAGCUCUCGUACAAAGUCUGAUAUCCUAAAUAGACUUGCAGAGGAAAUUUUCAAAUACAAGGCCUACCCAGAGGACACACACUUCUACAUAGUCGCAGAGGCCUUGAUCAAGAAGUACCCUUGUCUGAAAGAACCUGGCUCUUUCAGUGUAUGGUCUGGUUGGAAACAGCGACUGAAGUAUAAAAUGGGAAAUUACAGGACCCAACUCAAAAUGCAGGGGUGUGUAGAGGUGUCUGUUAACUCGCUGAAAGCCAAAGCAGCGACAGAUGGUUUCCCUGCAAAAAAAAUGAAGAAGCCGAAACGUGCAGAAGCAAACUUUUACCCUUCCCUUCCUGUUGGACAGACUUGUGAGAGUCUUGAAAAAGAAAGACUUGAACUUUUAACAGAGGCUGAAAAAAGGAAAAAUGAAAGGGUUGUCAAGGAGAAAAUGGCUCUCACGUUUGCUUACAGACGGCAGGAGGUAGUGAACCAGGAGCCCAGUGUUAGGGAUUUCAAGGCGAGGUGGCCUGCGCUUUUCAGACAUUACGAGAUCAAUGCAGAGUUCCAUAGGCUUAUGGCUGUUCCACUAGAAGACACGUUCCUUGCCCAGUUAGAUGUGCACAUGAGUCAACUAAUUAGAGUAAUCCGUUUAAAAGGAGGUGCAACCCGUGAGAAGACUGCAGAAAUUCUUCAGAUUUUGGAUCAGACUGAAAAUAUUCACACGAAAAGAGAGUGUGUCCUGAAGGCCCUCAUCGUUUUCCUGGGGGAAAAUCCUCAAGACCUUAUCAAGGAGUACCUUGAGAACCAGCGAGAUGAUUGUGAGGGUGAGCUGGAGCAGCUCACCAUGGCGGUGUAUGUUAUUCGGAAGGAGGGGGGAGAACAUCAUGAACCACCGGCUGACAUAGGUAUCAUCAUUGAGGGUGUUAAAGUUUUGAAUGAACUGCCGUCGUUCACAUCAGCUUGUGCCUUGCUUCUCGGGAUGAUAUACAUCAUCAAUCUGGCUUACCCAAAACCACUUCGUUUGACAUUCGAGGUAUUCCAGAAAGUUCUCUUGCAGCUUGAUCAGCACAAAAUGUCACCAAAAGUUCAAAGUCUUUUCAGUAAACUACAGUGAACUUGCAGUAAUGUUUGAAUGUGCAUAUGCCUAGUCUGUGUUUGAAAAAAUGUUUAAUUUGUUUUCUUAUGUUUGUAGACUAUCCAUUUGUUCAUUCAUAUGUCUAGUUUGAAUGUGUAGUUGGAUGUUCG
Molecule: messenger RNA, 1397 nt
Organism: Rhinichthys klamathensis goyatoka
Lineage: Eukaryota; Metazoa; Chordata; Actinopteri; Cypriniformes; Leuciscidae
Exons: 4
Coding region: 34-1266 (410 amino acids)
Source: RefSeq, a predicted model, not a curated record